CCCUUAAAACUUUGGUCUUCAUUGCUUGUUGCGGUUGGCCUACAGGGCAUUCCCUGCCCACCUCGUAUUACUUUUAUUUGGGGUUUUUUUGGCAUUUAUUUUAUUCAUCUACCUCUGCUUGCACACCUCAUCACCUGGACGCUUGAGAGCAGCAGCUGUUCAUGCUUGGUGCACGGUGAACUCUGGUGAUAAUUAGCCUGCAAUAGCUUUAGUUGUACGUCCUCGAACCAAAAGAAGAAAGAAAAUGACUUGUGCUGAAUAUUCUUUCCAUGUGCCGAGUCUAGAGGAGCUUGUUGGAGUUCUCCAGAAGGGGCUAAAGGAUAACUUUGCUGAUGUCCAGGUCUCUGUAGUUGAUUGCCCUGAUUUGACCAAGCAGCCAUUUACCUUUCCUGUAAGAGGCAUCUGUGGGAAAACUAGAAUUGCAGAAGUAGGAGGUGUGCCUUACUUAAUGCCUCUUGUAAAUAAAACAAAAGUUUAUGAUCUAAAUAAGAUUGCAAAAGAAAUCAAGCUUCCUGGAGCUUUUAUUCUUGGAGCGGGGGCAGGCCCAUUUCAGACUCUUGGGUUCAAUUCUGAGUUUAUGCCAGUUAUUCAGACAGAAGGUGAACACAAACCUCCUGUGAAUGGAAGUUACUUUGCCUAUAUUAACCCUGCAGAUGGAGGGUACCUUCUAGAGAAAUACAGUGAGAAAUAUCGUGAUUUUGGGUGUGCAUUACUGGCUAAUCUUUUUGCCAGUGAGGGCCGACCUGGAAAGGUCAUUGAGGUGAAAGCCAAAAGAAGAACUGGAAAACUUAACUUUGUGACUUGUAUGAGACAGACUCUUGAAAAUCAUUAUGGAGAUAAGCCAGUAGGGAUGGGAGGCACUUUCGUAAUUCAGAAAGGAAAAGUGAAGUCUCACAUUAUGCCUGCAGAGUUUUCUUCCUGCCCAUUGAACUCUGAUGAAGAGGUGAAUAAGUGGUUGCAUUUUUAUGAGAUGAAGGCUCCUUUGGUUUGUCUGCCAGUUUUUGUCUCCAGAGACCCAGGGUUUGAUUUGCGAUUGGAACACACUCAUUUUUUUAGUCAUCAUGGAGAAGGUGGACACUACCACUACGACACUACCCCAGAUAUAGUGGAAUAUCUUGGAUACUUCUUACCUGCAGAGUUUCUCUAUCGCAUUGAUCAACCGAAAGAGACCCAUUCAUUUGGGCGAGAUUAAAUCAACUGAUAUUCAUUUAGAAAAAAGAAAUAACUAAGGUUAAUUAAUUGAUUAACUCAUUAAUUGAUACUAAUAUAAAAUCCAAUAGAAAGGAUCUUACUACUUAAACCCUAUUUUUUUGGUCUUUGAACUGAAAGGUGUGUUGACAUUGUACUCUAUUAUUUCACAGAUCUAUCUGAAAAAGAUUAUUGGGAACAAAGAUAAUGGAGAUGUUCUUCAUUACUUUUUUAUUCUAAAAAUCAGUCUCAUGUUUAUAGCUUAAAUAUAAACAUGAUAAGGAAUCGUGAUUAUUCCUACUGUCUAAUAGUAAAAACUUACAUUUGUGCAACAUUAUUAAAUUUUUCAUAUUAGUCUCACAACUGCUAAGUGGAUGUCUCUGGGUAUUAGAAAAAUCAGUGUUGGAAAUGCUGAUAGUUGUUGAAUCUUUGUAUUGAAUUUUAAAAAUCCAUUUUAGAAGUCAGAGUACACUUUUUUCAUGGAAUAAGGUAGUCAGAGGGAGAAACUUCACACUUUUUGGUUAAGUUGAACCAUACUCAGAAGUUCGCAACUUGCCUUUCACAGACAUUAGCAACUAGGUGGUUAGGUAUGAUUCCUCCUCUGUUUGGAUUGCCAGUGGGAAACAGUUUGUACCUUGUUGGUUAUUUGUAAGAAGAGAAGGGAAAGGAAACAGCAUCAGAAUACAACAUUGGAGUGAGUAUACUCUAAUUUAUAAGUGAGGCUAUUGCUAAACAUGACUACUGUCCUUCAUGAAAUAUAAAAUUAUACUCUCACCGAUGGGAAUGGUUGAAAUUUUCCUCAGUGUCCUUUUAUAAUCAUCAUUAGCCAGAAAUCAACUCUCUAAUCUUACUAAUGCCAACAGUGUGCAAAUUAGGUACUCUUUGGUACAUAAUAAAUCUUCAAAAAAUAUGCUUUGAUUGUCUUCGAAUGUUAACUAUAAUAUGUCCUAUGAGUAUAAAUUCCUAAAUAUUAUUUUUAAAUAAACACUAGUUUGUAGCAAAAAAAUGAAUAAAAAUUUUAUAUUCAUGAUA
Equus caballus (horse) is the source of this 2220-nucleotide messenger RNA. NCBI's taxonomy places the organism in Eukaryota, Metazoa, Chordata, Mammalia, Perissodactyla, Equidae. The record is from RefSeq and is a predicted model, not a curated record.